Pocillopora damicornis (cauliflower coral) is the source of this 2322-nucleotide messenger RNA. RefSeq names its product rab5 GDP/GTP exchange factor. The record is from RefSeq and is a predicted model, not a curated record. Gene Ontology annotation, biological process: vesicle-mediated transport. Lineage: Eukaryota; Metazoa; Cnidaria; Anthozoa; Scleractinia; Pocilloporidae. Gene Ontology annotation, molecular function: guanyl-nucleotide exchange factor activity; DNA binding; small GTPase binding. Gene Ontology annotation, cellular component: cytosol; endocytic vesicle.
UUAGGUCAACAAAAAUGGCGAGAUGACGUUCGUGGAAGUGUUGAAAGUGGUACUUUCAUUUCGAUAGCAAGAGUAGUUGCUUCAAAGAAAGGCAAUAAUGGCUGAUCGGAAUAGAACACGAUCCAAAAUUUACGAGACGUUAAAUAACCCUGAACUUCGCUGUAAAACGGGUUGUGGUUUCUAUGGAAACCCAGCAUGGAGAGGUUACUGUUCAGUAUGCUACAGAGAGGUGUAUCUUAAGCAGCAGAGGGCACGAGCUGCAUCACAUAGCAGAGAAGAUGCGUUAUCUGGUGGCUCUCACAAUUUCCAAACAGAGGUGGGGCAUGAGGAGGAAGAAUCAGGAGGAAAACUCAAGUUCAACAAAUUUGAAGAAAAAAAGAGGUUCCAGUUAGAAUCAAAAAAACAAAGUGUCAAGAAAUUAUUCAAAAAGAGUCCAGGCAGAUCUUCUGUACCAGAUGCUGCAAAUUUAUCCCCAUCUCAAGUUGAGCCUGAAAAGAGUGUUUCAAGUUUCCGGGAUUUCCUAAAGACCCUCAGGAAACCAGCAGCACAAGAUGUCAAUGACAAAUGCAAAGUGUUUGUUCAGAGCAUUUUAAACAACCCAUCUCUGAAGGUGGAAGAACAGAGUCAGUUGGUUCAUGACUUUUAUGGGGCAAUGUCAGAGCAUCUACAGUCCCAUCAGUUGUUUCAAAAUCAGCCACAGGAAGUGAUUGACAGAACAUUGGAUGGCGUAGAAAAACACAUCAUGACAAAGUUGUAUAGAGUUGUUUUCUGUCCAGCUUCUACGGAUGAUGAAGCUAGAGAUUUGGCAAAUCAAAAGCGUAUAAGAAGUUUUAAGUGGAUAACUCCUCAGCAUCUAGAUGCUGCUAUAAAUCCUAACAGUGACAAGGUACAGCAGUUGAUUGAGGAAGCACAAGAAGAAAUUAUUCACUUCUCAACACCUGCUGGAGGAGCAGUUAGUGCCGAUGACUUCCUUCCUUGUUUCAUUUAUGUUGUCUUAAAAGCAAAUCCUACAAUGCUACAUUCCAAUGUUCAGUAUAUCUCCAGAUUUUGCAAUCCUAACAAACUAAUGAUGGGAGAAGCUGGAUAUUACUUCACAAACCUUUGUUGUGCUUUAUCGUUCAUUGAGAAGCUUGAUGCUCAGGCAUUAUCCAUGUCUCAGGAAGAGUUUAACAGAAACAUGUAUGGGGAUGAAAGCGACGGUGCAGAGCAAACCAAACCUGAAGCGGAGCCUCCUGUGACAUGCAAGGGUCUGGAACUUAUGAAGUCCAAUUUAGAGAGGCUUGGCACUUUGAGGGAACGCCAAGUGAAGCUUAAGGAGGACGCUCUUUUACUACAAGCACAAAUGACAGAAUUCAGGAACAACAUAGUAAAGGAGGUUGACGCUAUCUUAGCUGGAACAAGUAAAGGAAACACGUAUCUGAAACCAGUCUUAACAGCAGGCGAGCCGCUUGAGACAGGUGUGACUGCGAGUUGAUCUACCAAACAAAGAUGUCAAGAACAUUUGCAACUGAGACUUGAAUCGGCGCAGAAAAGGCGCAUCGAUCCUGAUAAACGGCGAAAUUUUUUCACAUUUUCCACACCUCCUUCCGUGAUCAUAAAAAUACUGUUUUAUGCUAUAGUUAAGAUAUUAUGCGCGCUGUCAUUGGUCGAUGGGUUUGAUUACGUGGGAUUAUAGAUGCAUGCGCGCAUAUUUUUUGCGAACUAUUUUCUGAAAAUAAUAGGACUUUUAUUUCGUGUCUACAGAAAGUGAUUUAGACAUUCGGGAGGAUUAAGAGAGUUCACAAAAUGUAAGCAAGUCUUUCAUUGCAUCUCGAGUUCACUUAAUUUUUCUCGAAUUCUUUCAACCUCUCUCUCUCUCUCCCUCUCUCCCCUCUUCCUGUUGUGUUUAAAUACACCUCUGUCGUUAUGUCUAGAUACGCCUCUGUAUUCACGGAAAGAGUCCUCUAUUGCUUAAAUAGACACUUGCAUGCAAUUGUACAUAGUACUUAAUUUUGUUAUUAUAAUUAACCACUGAAGACAGAAGAUUCGGGGAGAAGACGAUCUGAAAACUGUACUGAAAAAGGAGUUACUGAGAACAAGUUACAUAAAAUACCACGAACAAGUUUUAUAUGGAAAUUAUUUAGUUAUAUGUAAUGCAAAAAUUGCUAUUUAUACUUGCAUAUUUCAAUAAAUUAUAUAUGUCUAUUGUUUUUCACCCCAACUGCAAUGUGUACAUGAUAUUUACAAUCGAAUUCAUUGUAGUGUGUUCAGUCGAAUCUAAGUUAAAUAUGACUUUUGAUAUUCACAUAGGACAAGAAAUUAAAUCUUGCAUGAGAUUGGAAA